CCAAAACCGCAAAUCCCUAAUUUCGUAUUUAUCGUCUUCGUUCACAAAAAUCGAAUAUUUCACCUGAAAAUUUUGCAACCGCGGAGCAAAAAUGAUGAGACUUGCGGCGAAGAGGCUUCUCCAAGGCGGCCGUCUGGGGUCACCGGAGGCUCAGUCGCCAGCGGUCCUGGGCCUGCCACGUAUGUACCACGAGAGGGUGGUGGACCACUACGACAACCCCCGCAACGUCGGAUCGUUCGAUAAGAAUGAUCCGACGGUCGGUACGGGGCUCGUCGGCGCGCCAGCCUGUGGCGACGUGAUGAAGCUCCAGAUUAAGGUCGAUGACAGCACGGGAAAGAUUGUUGAUGCCUGCUUCAAGACCUUUGGGUGUGGAUCGGCCAUUGCUUCUUCUUCUGUCGCUACGGAAUGGGUGAAGGGGAAACAAAUGGAGGAAGUCCUGACUAUUAAGAACACAGAGAUUGCAAAACAUCUUUCCCUACCUCCGGUUAAGCUUCACUGCAGCAUGCUCGCGGAGGAUGCCAUCAAGGCAGCUGUUAAAGACUAUCAAGCCAAGCAAACCAAAUCAAGUGGCAGUACAGAGGUAUCUCCUGUGGAGAAGGCUGCCAAUGCUUGAUUUUUCUCAUAUGAAAUGAUGAUGAAAAAUUAGAGUGGCCGGUUUUCUACCUGUCCGAUGUUUACUAGAUGUUUUAAUAAUACGGUUGUACUGGAUGAGACUAGCGUCCGUCGAUCCGUAUUUUUUCUAUUUGUGUUCUUCUUUUCUCGUGGAAUUGCAGCUGUAUGAACAAACAAGCUUUUUGGGUACAUAUGAAAGAUGGUUUUUAUGUGUU
Messenger RNA from Pyrus x bretschneideri (Chinese white pear), 827 nucleotides. RefSeq names its product iron-sulfur cluster assembly protein 1-like. Gene Ontology annotation, molecular function: ferrous iron binding; 2 iron, 2 sulfur cluster binding. Gene Ontology annotation, cellular component: cytoplasm; mitochondrial matrix. Gene Ontology annotation, biological process: iron-sulfur cluster assembly; intracellular iron ion homeostasis. NCBI's taxonomy places the organism in Eukaryota, Viridiplantae, Streptophyta, Magnoliopsida, Rosales, Rosaceae. The record is from RefSeq and is a predicted model, not a curated record. The transcript is spliced from 3 exons. The coding region runs from base 92 to 613 and encodes 173 amino acids.